GAGACUAGAUGUGGCACUAAACCUAGCCUCGGGUAAAUUGACGAUCAAAUAUAAAGCAAAAUUCUCCACACACAGAGGAAAGCAUACGACACACUUUUUUUCUUCUAAGAAAAAUCUAUUCUUUCCAAAGUCCGCAUCACGAUCAUACAGAUGAAUUUCCCUACAAUCAGACCGGAGGACAAACGUGCUCGUGUUCCAAACGCUCUUGCACUCAUUAUCUAUCGAUUUUUGCCCAUAAUCUGUCUUACGACAUUCACAGGCUGGUUCUUCCAAAGACACAGUUUCUUUGUAAGUCCUGGUGAUACUUACUGGAUGUAUCUCACGAUAAUUCCCGCAAUGUUAGCCGGCUUGAGCGCAAAGCGUCGCGAGGCAACCACUAAUUGUCAGGAUUUCAUCUUAUCCAAAGACUUCUCUCCACGUGAAAAGCUUUCUCAGGUUCGAUUGCUUCUUGAAUCCUUUGAUGAAACCAGAAGCCCAAACUUUCCUUUCGGAUUUCGUAGGAAAUCAUGGACAGUGGAACGAAGAAAGAGGGAAAUCCAGCUCCAAAAAGAACGCUUUGCAAUUUAUCUGUCUGGUUCACGACAAGGAAUCCCAAGCCCAGCUUCUCUUCGCGAACAUUUCUAUUCGCUCUUGAUUUGGCUCGCGACAUCUUUCCUAGUUGUUCGUGUCUUCCGCCCUGAGAUUAGAAGCUGGGAUCAUUUUCUCGAGUACUUGACGUUUGGAAAGAUUCACCAUCUUCUAUGUUUCGUCUGCAUCAUGAUUCUGCUUUGUUGCUUCCAUUUUCAAUUCGGUAUAUGGAUCAACUGGAAUGUAGAAUCAUUAGGCAACACCGCCAGGAAUGUUCGUUACUGCUGUGGAAGUGUUGAUUACGAAAGGGCCACCGAGAAUAAGCGUACAGAGUUGGAAUGGUGGAUUGAAGGUAUAUUAAGGGACGAUAGCGAUUCGUUUGCGCUGGCGGAAGAAAGAAGACGAAUCAUUAUUGCUCCCAUACAAAGGAUGAUUCGUGAGAACACGUUUUGCGAGGGAAUUUCAACCAGUGAAAUAAACGCUCAUAGAAGGCGUGAAAUGGCAGAUGAAAUCUGUAGCGAUUGUGAAUCUGCACACUGUUGUCUGUCUAAGAGUGUCAAACUGCAAUAGUCUUUCUCUAUCAACAACAGUAAGGGUCACCAACCUAUUCCUUCAAGUUUGGCAAUGAAGUUACUCGGUUUGAGUAAAAUUUCCGAGUCAUUUAUCGCGAAAUCGAGAUAUCUCAGUACCCCCAGCCCUUGGGCACCGAGAGUAAAUCGAAAAUCUUCUCUAUAGCCUCGCUAGUGUCGUUCUUCGGUCCUCGCUAUCACAUACUAUAAAAUCGUAUGGAAACUGAUUACACUUUGAAUCAGCACCGGUUAUCAGCUUAAUAAGUCGUCCAGUCUUCAAUUACUUCGGUUUCUACGCGUACUACUACCCGCAACCCAUCAAUUGCUACCUCCAAUAGUAAGACAACGAAGGUGUCAUAUAAGUUCUGCGAAUAUACGAACCGAAAAAGAACUUAUACCGCGAGCAUAACUAUGAGUGUGCGGCUUCUAUACACAUAUUGGCCAAGAGAUGGAUACGAAAGAUUAAUCCAGACGAUCAGAGGAAUAGGAUUGGAUUUAAUAGCCCCCGCUUCUGUUGUGCUUUGCGAGAUCUUGUUAUUUAGAGGUAAUUCUGUUUUAUAUGGGAUAUAGUGAGAGUAAUGAGAAGAUAACAAUGCAAUGUAAUACAAUAUAAAGCA
Molecule: messenger RNA, 1753 nt
Organism: Botrytis cinerea B05.10
Lineage: Eukaryota; Fungi; Ascomycota; Leotiomycetes; Helotiales; Sclerotiniaceae
Exons: 1
Coding region: 151-1137 (328 amino acids)
Source: RefSeq, a predicted model, not a curated record